This is a messenger RNA of Trypanosoma theileri, 516 nucleotides long. RefSeq lists its product as uncharacterized. The transcript has a single exon. NCBI's taxonomy places the organism in Eukaryota, Euglenozoa, Kinetoplastea, Trypanosomatida, Trypanosomatidae. The coding region runs from base 1 to 516 and encodes 171 amino acids. The record is from RefSeq and is a predicted model, not a curated record.
AUGGAGCUUCUUUGUUCCCAUACCGUUCAGGUCCAUAUGUGUUUUGCGAUCUGGCUGGCCUCUGCAGCCUACGCCCCGAUGUACGGAUCGUGGGGUGGCACGGGGAUUGUGAAAAACUCAUUGGUGGGCGCCGCCCCUGGGGAGGGGGAAGUGUUAGUGAUGGGAAAGCUCCCCGAAUUUGUUUUGGUUGUGCAUUUUGCUUUUGCGUUUCUCCACUGGCAAUGGUUUGUGGUGCGUUCAAAAAUUGCGAUCGGAAGGAAAUUACGGUGUUGCGUGGGCUUCCCCAGCCAUCCGCGUCUUGCUUCCAUUGGCGCCCUAUCCAUCCCAGGACCGGUGUUCUCCGUUUCCGGGGCUAAACGUCGUUCUUUUAGGCUUGCAAUAUUCAUUCCGCUAAACGGCAUGGCGCAUUUAAGCACCAUGCCCGAUGCGAGCGCAACUACGGCAGAGUGCUUUGCUGGAUGGCGCUGUUGCCUUGUUAUCCUCCGAUGGCAAAAAAGCCGCCAAGCAAACCUUUGA